AUGCCGGACGCCGCUCUUCACUACACUCUCUACCUUCUCCUCUUCUUCCUCUCCUCUCUCCUUCUCUUCUUCUUCCUCCACAAACCCUCCAAAUCCGCCUCCGCAAAUCUCACUCUACCUCCAUCUCCACCGCCGCUCCCAGUCAUCGGCCACCUCCAUCUCCUCCUCCCUGCCACUCACAAAUCCUUCUUCAACAUCUCCUCUAAGUACGGUCCGCUCCUCCACAUCCGCCUCGGCGCUCUGCAGUACGUCCUCGUCUCCUCCGCCUCCCUCGCUGCUGAGAUCUUCAAAACGCACGAUCUCACCUUCUCCUCCCGACCUGAUUUCGCCUUCAGCGAGGAGUAUCCGUACGGAAAAGUGGGAUUCCUUGGCGCUCCGUACGGGGAUUAUUGGCGGUAUAUGAAGAAGCUGACGAUGAUGGAGGUUCUUGCGGCGCCACAGCUUGCACGAUCGCGAUUUGUGAGGAAUGAAGAGAUCCUUCGUAUGCUUCAAAAGUUGCUGCUCUGUUCCAAGCAGAAGCAGUCAGUGGACUUGGGGGCAGAGUUGAUUAAGCUCACAAACAACAGCAUCUGCAGAAUGAUGAUGAGCACAAGAUGUUCCGAAGAGAACAACGAAGCAGAGAAGAUCAGAAUUUUGGUUAACGACACCAUUGAAAUUGCUACAAAGAUGGCUUUCGGAGAUCUCUUCACCCGAGGUCCAUUGAAGAGGCUUCCCUUCUGGCUCUUUGGCAACAAAGCUCUCCAAAUCAAUGUCCGAUUCGACCUUCUCCUUGAAAACAUUCUGCAACAACACGAACAACGAGCCAAAAUCCACGGCCUCGAAAGAGAAGACCGCGAUCUCAUGGAUAUAUUACUCAAAGCAUAUUUGGAUGAGAAAGCCGAGUUCAAAAUGACUAGAAAUCACAUCAAAGCCUUCUUACUUGAUCUGUUCAUUGCCGGCACCGGAACGUCGGCUGAGGUUAUGCAGUGGGCAAUGGCGGAACUAAUGAACCAUCCGGAUGUGUUCCAGAAGGUGCGGCGAGAGAUCGAAUCAGUCGCCGGGACGAGACUUGUGGAAGAAACGGAUGUUACAAAUCUUCCGUACACGCAGGCGGUAGUAAAGGAGUGUCUCCGGCUGUAUCCAGCGGUGCCGGUGGCGAGACGAGCGUGCCGAGAAACUUGCAAGGUGAAUGGAUACGAUAUUCCAAAGGACAUCAUGGUUGCAGUGGACCUGUUUGCGAUAAUGCGGGAUCCAAAUCUGUGGGAGAAUCCAGACGAAUUUCGGCCUGAGAGAUUCUACAAUGAGAAUUCCAGUAAAGAAGAAGGAACGAAACACAUUCAAUAUGAGAUUAAGGGACAGAGCUUCAGCUUUGUGCCAUUCGGAGGAGGAAGAAGGGGAUGCCCGGGGUCAUUGUUAGCGUUCAACACGAUCAAUAGGACGGUGGCGGCAUUGGUUCAGUGCUUUGAUUGGAAGGUUGGGAAAGAUGGAGAUGAAGAGAAGGUGAAUAUGGAGAUUGGAACAGGAAUUAGUUUGCCAAUGGCUCAUCCAUUGAUCUGUGUGCCUGUUUCUCAUUCAACUCCUUUUGUUGCUCAGUAA
Messenger RNA from Cucumis sativus (cucumber), 1575 nucleotides. RefSeq names its product cytochrome P450 705A5-like. The record is from RefSeq and is marked provisional. Lineage: Eukaryota; Viridiplantae; Streptophyta; Magnoliopsida; Cucurbitales; Cucurbitaceae. The transcript is spliced from 3 exons. The coding region runs from base 1 to 1575 and encodes 524 amino acids. Gene Ontology annotation, molecular function: heme binding; iron ion binding; oxidoreductase activity, acting on paired donors, with incorporation or reduction of molecular oxygen, NAD(P)H as one donor, and incorporation of one atom of oxygen. Gene Ontology annotation, cellular component: membrane.